Messenger RNA from Glycine soja, 1607 nucleotides. RefSeq names its product polygalacturonase-like. Gene Ontology annotation, molecular function: polygalacturonase activity. The transcript has 9 exons. Lineage: Eukaryota; Viridiplantae; Streptophyta; Magnoliopsida; Fabales; Fabaceae. The record is from RefSeq and is a predicted model, not a curated record. Bases 60 to 1379 code for a protein of 439 amino acids. Gene Ontology annotation, biological process: fruit dehiscence; anther dehiscence; pectin catabolic process.
UACAACUUUUUCUCCCUUUCAUUCAGUUUGUUUUAUUGCCGGCCGUAAAGUGAAAACAUAUGAGAAUGUCUCCACAAAGUGUAGCUCUUCCAUUUUUCAUCACCAUGUUUGUCUCAUUUGGGGUUUGUUUUGGCUCUUUCCUAGAGGACACAUAUCAUCUUACUAAUUAUCAACGUUACUCCAUGAAGCCAAAUAAUGAACAUUUUGGUAUCAUGACAAGGGCUUAUGGAUCUACCCCAUCUACAAGAUCUCAAAGAAGGAUUAAUAUUGAUGACUAUGGAGCCAAAGCUAGUGAUGGAAGAGAUGACACUGAGGCAUUUGAGAAGGCAUGGGAUGAGGCAUGUUCUACAGGGGGAAUUCUUGUAGUUCCUGAAGAAAAGAUAUAUCACUUAAAGCCAAUAACUUUUUCAGGACCUUGCCUAACCAAUACUGCCUUCAGGGUCUAUGGAACAAUCAAAGCAUGGCCUAAAAUGUCAACAUACCAAAAUGAUAGACUACACUGGAUUAAGUUUGAAAAUGUCACAAAUCUCAGAGUUGAUGGGGGUGGCACUAUCAAUGGCAAUGGGAGAAAAUGGUGGGAAAACUCUUGCAAAAGGAAUGAAAACCUUCCAUGCAAACCUGCGCCAACUGCUGUGACUUUCUAUCAAUGCAACAACUUGAGAGUGACAAACCUGAGGUUCAAAAAUGCACAGCAAAUGCAUAUAAGGUUUCAAAAAUGCAACAAUGUUACAGCUUCGAAUUUGAUCGUGAGAGCACCGGGGAACAGCCCCAACACUGAUGGAAUUCACGUCACAGAGACACGAAAUAUUCUCAUAAGCAAUAGUAUCAUUGGGACAGGUGAUGACUGUAUUUCCAUAGUAAGUGGGUCCCAAAAUGUACGAGCCAUAGAUGUCAAGUGUGGACCAGGGCAUGGAAUCAGCAUUGGAAGUUUAGGAGCUGGUGACUCUAAAGCUCAAGUGUCCAACGUGUUAGUGAACAGAGCCACCUUUACAGGAACGACUAAUGGAGUUAGAAUAAAGACUUGGCAGGGAGGUUCUGGCUAUGCGAAAAAUGUAAAAUUUGUGAAUAUAACAAUGCGAAAUGUGACGAAUCCCAUAAUUGUUGAUCAAAACUACUGUGACCAGGACAAGCCAUGCCAUGAGAAGGACUCAGCAGUGAAAUUGAGCAACAUUGUAUACCAAAACAUCAGAGGAACAAGUGCUUCAGAAGUGGCAAUCAAGUUUGACUGCAGCAAAACUGUUCCAUGCAAAGGAAUAUACUUGCAAGAUGUGAUUUUAACACCAGAAGACCAUGGUGGUGGUGGUAGUAGCACCAUUGCUACAUGUGAAAAUGUUAGAUAUGUCCAUCGGGGAAAGUUUUUUCCUCCAUGCUCUACUUGAUCAAAAAAGGAAAAAAUAUAUAUAAAUGUUAUUACGAUAUGUCAGUAGGGUAAAGUUAUUAGAAUUGUAAAUAAUAAUAAUAUAUACCAAAUCAGUUUUUUUUUUUUUUUCGGAACUAGCUAGCUAGGCACAAAGGCAUUUACAUGGCAGUCCAAAAGUAAUUGAAAGCAUCAUUGUAAUAUUUAAUAUUUCGUUUUAGUGAAUUUUAAACAUUUCGUGUUGCUUUUA